Carcharodon carcharias (great white shark) is the source of this 3481-nucleotide messenger RNA. It is a transcript of the gene dus1l, whose product is annotated as dihydrouridine synthase 1-like (S. cerevisiae). The transcript is spliced from 14 exons. Gene Ontology annotation, molecular function: tRNA dihydrouridine synthase activity; flavin adenine dinucleotide binding. The record is from RefSeq and is a predicted model, not a curated record. Bases 15 to 1532 code for a protein of 505 amino acids. NCBI's taxonomy places the organism in Eukaryota, Metazoa, Chordata, Chondrichthyes, Lamniformes, Lamnidae. Gene Ontology annotation, biological process: tRNA processing.
CCGGACUGAAGGCGAUGUCAGGCUUUCGUUUCCAGCCGGAGCUGAGAGGCGGAGGGACCCGGCCGGCGGUCAGAUUAUCGGAGCGGACACGGAGCCAGGAGCGGGUCAAGGCCAGGAUGCCUAAGCUUCAUGGGUUUGAUUUCUGGAGGACCACGCUAAACGGUGCUCGAUAUGUGGUUGCUCCAAUGGUGGAUCAGAGUGAGCUUGCAUGGAGGUUGCUUAGUCGUCGUCAUGGUGCUCAGCUCUGUUACACCCCCAUGCUUCACGCCCAGGUGUUUGUGCGAGAUGCAAACUACAGAAAGGAGAACUUAUAUAAUGAGGUGAACGCAGAGGAUCGACCACUAGUUGUUCAGUUCUGUGCGAAUGAUCCAGAAGUGUUUGUCCAAGCCUGCCUGCUGGCUCAGGAUUACUGCAAUGCCAUUGAUCUGAACUUGGGCUGUCCACAGAUGAUUGCAAAAAGAGGGCACUAUGGAGCAUUUCUACAAGAAGAAUGGGACUUACUACACAAAAUGCUUUCUGAGGCACAUAAGAGAAUCUCUGUUCCCAUCACAUGCAAAAUCCGAGUUUUCCCAGAAGUGAGUAAAACUGUGCAAUAUGCAAAGAUGCUGGAGAAGGCGGGUUGCCAGCUGUUAACUGUUCACGGUCGUACCAAGGAACAAAAAGGGCCUCUGACCGGUGUGGCUGACUGGGAGCACAUAAAAGCUGUGAGGAAAGAAGUGAACAUCCCAGUUUUUGCAAAUGGUAACAUCCAGUACCUGAGCGACGUAGAGCGAUGCUUUCAAGAAACAGACGUACAAGGUGUAAUGAGUGCAGAAGGCAAUCUACAUAAUCCAGCUCUUUUUGAAGGCCGUAAGCCACCUGUGUGGGAGAUAGCAGAAGAGUAUUUGGAGAUUGUCAACCAAUAUCCUUGCCCGCUUUCAUUUGUCAGAGCUCAUCUCUUCAAACUCUGGCAUCACACGCUGCAGGUGUACCAUGAAUUGAGGGAGGAAUUGGCAAAGGUGAAGACUCUGGGGGCCAUUGUAGAGGUCAAUAAGGAACUUAAACGGAAGUGUCAGGUUGAAAUAUCUAAUUGGAAGGAAGAAGAGGCUAGAGAAAACCAAUUGCCCCUCCCUCACUGGAUUUGUCAGCCAUAUGUCCGACCAGGACCCAAGAAUGUUAAUUCUGAGAAUGGAGAAAAACAUACACGUGGGAAAUCUUGUGGGAAAAGAGCCCUGGAAGAGGAGGAGGGGAAUCUUGAUUGCCUAUCAAAGAAUAAACAGAAAAAGAAAGCCCGAAACCCAAACAAAAGCUUUGAUACCUCCGUGAAACCUAAAUAUGUGAAAUGUGAACAGUGUGGAAACCCAAAGGGGACUAAAUGCAUCUUCAACUUAUGUCGUGGGUGCUGCAAGAAGAAAGCUUUCAAAGAGCUGGCUGACUGCGCAGGGCAUGGAUUACUCUUCAAAACCAAACAUGAAAAGAGAUUGAAGUGGAAAUUAAUGGAAGAGGGAAUACUGGAGAAUGGAGACAGAAUUCAUGAACAUUUGGACCCCUGAAGAAAUCAGCCUUCCCAGUGAAUUGGAUUGGGAUCUGGUCUGUCACGCACGCACGCACGCAUACACACAUGCACAAAAAUAUAUGUAUUUAUGCACAGGGCUCAAUGUUUGCAUUUCUUUGAUAAGUGUUAGUUGUUUUUGAAUUUUGCUAAAAAGUAUUCCAGUCAAUUAGCAACAUUUUGCUAGUUGUAAUUACAGCCCAGUAUUUUCAUGCCCCAAUUAGCUAAUUUUGGCAUCCUGGCCACCACUCCUGAUUUUAAUUCUUGGCUAAUAUCCUAAUGGAAGGCAACAUUUAUCCAUGACAGUUGAAAUCACCAACAAAAAUAUACUUCCCAUGACAGUUUUAAAUGUCCUCUUUGUAUGAAAACAGAAAGUACACAGCCUGUUCAGUAUUUGGAGAACAGAAUUACAAAAGAAAUGUUAAAAGGAAAAGGUGAUUACAGUUGGUCAUGGCACUUACCUGAUAGAAAUUAUAAAUCUCCCCUAGGUCCCAGUGCAUGAUAGAUGUUACUUGAUGUCUUUAGUCUUUUGUAUGCAGCAACCAAGAAAGAGGCUUUUAGUGUGUAUCUUUUAUCCAUGAUAAUCUGCAAAAUAUACGCCACACGUUGCAAAACACAAUGAACUCAUUGGCAUUUUAAUUAGAAAAUUAUCAUAUUUUUGGACCUGGUGGUGCAAUCCUCCAAUGAGUUCAUCAAUAUGAUGCCUCUGUUUCAACAAUACUGGAAAUUUAUUUUGGAAUUUUGGAAAUUGUGCUAACCUCUACUGCAGUACCAGAGUGACAGUAACUGAAGGGUUGCUUCACAACUGUCUGCUAAAUUUUACAGGUGACCUUAAAAGACUAAAUUCUUUCCCUUGAAAUUUGUGGUUGCUUCGAUAAGCAUCAAAGAAAUGCAAAUGUCUUCUAAAACUAAGUACAGAGCAUUACGUUGUUCGGACUUCAUUUGCCGUUGUUCUGACUUCAAUUGGAGUAAUCUGUGAAGAAUACAAUCAUUUUUUAAAAAACUUAAAUGUGUUUGAAUGAAUAUACAAAUCCCAACAAUAAUAAUCUGUAUUGUUGAAGGAAUUUGACAUAUCAGUUUGCCUUUUAGGAAUUGUCUCCUUGCUAUAUUCUGAUUUUUAUUUUAAUUGUAUGAUAUUUGGUUCACGAGUGAAUGGUAUGGCCAGUUAUAGGAUAAAAUUGAGGCACAAGUUCCCUGUGCUGGAAGUGACUUCUGUUUAACUGAUAUUUAAUGUAUACAGGUCAAAAGUUCUUGUUAGCUGAGCUCAUUUUUAUCCAGUUGCCUCUGAAGUUUAAAGUGCAGCAUUGGUGUUAAGGAAAGCUAAAGCAAUCAUGUAGUUUUGUUGCACUGGUACUAUCAUAGGUACACUGAUCACUCGCCAUAAUUUACAAGGGUCUGCGGUGGUUUGUUCUUUACCAUUAAAAUUAUAACUAGCAGUGUAGGAAUGCACUAAUGUUCUAUGUACAAAGUUCUCAAAUUCUUAGAAAGUGAAAUUGGGCAAUGCCCGUUGUGUUAAACAGGCUGAUAGCAAAUUAGAAAAGGAAAUCGAGGGGUAUGUAAACUGAGCCACCCAUUUGCUUCCAUCCCUGUUUGCGUUACCGCUGUUGACCACUUGAUCCCACCCUCCCCCUUAAAUUAUGCAUUGAGUCUUAACUAUUUCUUGCCCUUUGAGACUAGACGAAUACAUUGAGCACUAGGACCUUGAGAAAAGUUGACGGGUUUUAUUAAAGGUUUUAUAACAUAGGCAUUGGGUGACAGCUGACACUAGGAAAGUUAAAACUGGCAGGCGAAAUUACGGCAUUUCUAAAACCAGGUUUUAAACAAUAUUUUCUGUGCAAGGCUUAAGGAAACAUUUUGUCAUAAUAGCAACUGUUCAAUGGCAAAUUUAUAAUUUUGGUGACUGAAUAUUAUCCUUGAAAAUAUUUAAUAAAGCUUCAAUUUUGUGUAUAA